Molecule: messenger RNA, 4965 nt
Organism: Chrysemys picta bellii (western painted turtle)
Lineage: Eukaryota; Metazoa; Chordata; Testudines; Emydidae
Gene: MIER2
Product: MIER family member 2
Biological process (GO): negative regulation of transcription by RNA polymerase II
Cellular component (GO): nucleoplasm
Molecular function (GO): transcription corepressor activity; histone deacetylase binding
Source: RefSeq, a predicted model, not a curated record
CCCCCUCUCAUCUACACCCCCCCGCGCCGCCUUCCCCCUCCCUCCCGGGCGCCGCAGCCAAUGAGCGGGCGGCCCCGCAUCCGGGGCUCCCCCGCCCGUCUCGCCCGUCCCCGCUCCACACACGGCCAUGGCGGAGGCCUCGGUCGGCAGGCAGAGUCCGAGGGUGGUUCCGUACCCAGCCCACAACCUAUGUCCUGGAGAGCCUGGUCUUCAGACUGCAGCAGUUGUAUCAAUGGGCUCAUCUGACCACCGAUUCACCCUAGCUGAGAUCCUAUCACAGAACUAUGGUGUACGAGAAGAGAAGGAGGAGGAAGACGAUACGCAAGAGAAAGAAAAGUCUUUAGAAGAGCUGGAAAAGAGUUUCAGUGCAUCUCAGCUGGUGUUGUACUCGGUGGUUGUUCCAUUCCUGAUGAAGCUUUGUCCUCCUCUCGCUCAGAGCAGUGAAAUGCCAUUCGAGGAGCUGCUUGCACUUUACGGCUAUGAGGCAUCUGAUCCGAUCUCGGAGCAGGACAGCGAGAGCAAUGACAUCCCUCGCAACCUGCCGGACAUGACCCUGGAUAAGGAACAAAUAGCGAAGGAUUUGCUUUCAGGGGAAGAAGAGGAGGAGACGCAGUCUUCAGCCGACGACCUGACUCCGUCCGUCACGUCCCACGAUGCGUCGGACCUUUUCCCAAACCAGCCUAGCUCAAACUUCCUGGCUGAUGAAGACAAAGAGCCCUGCUCUUCUCCAUGUGCUUCCUCCUCGGCAGAGGAUUCCGAAGAGGACUCCAUCCCAUCCAACGAGUGCAAGAAGGAGAUCAUGGUUGGACCUCAGUACCAGGCUGCUGUUCCUAUCCUCCACUUCAACAGGCACAGUGAAAAAGCCUACGAGAAUGAAGAUCAGCUGCUGUGGGACCCAAACAUCCUCCCCGAGAGGGAGGUGGAAGAGUUCUUGUACCGAGCAGUUAAGCGAAGGUGGGACGAGGUCUCCAGUGCCAAUCUGCCAGAAGGAGAGAUGGUGAAGGACAAUGAGCAGGCUCUGUAUGAACUGGUUAAAUGUAACUUCAAUGCAGAAGAGGCACUGCGGAGAUUACGAUUCAACGUGAAGGUCAUCAGAGAUGAGCUGUGUGCCUGGAGCGAGGAAGAAUGCAGAAACUUUGAACACGGGUUUAGAGUCCACGGAAAAAACUUCCAUCUUAUACAAGCUAACAAGGUCCGCACCCGGUCGGUGGGAGAGUGCGUGGAGUACUAUUACAUGUGGAAGAAGUCGGAGCGCUAUGACUACUUCACCCAGCAGACUCGCUUCGGAAGGAAGAAGUAUGUCCUCCACCCUGGAGCCACGGAUUACGUGGAUAACGACUUGGACGGGGCCGAGGCGGAAAAUGCCACCCGCUCUCGGAACUCCCCACCGAUUCCCUCUGCCACCAGCUGCCUGGACUCUCACUUCAAUCAAGAUCACCUGGCAAUUGAGAGUGCAGAGCCUCUGAGCGUGGAGAGCGCAGCAUGCAGUUUGGGCAGCAUGAGCGAAUCAGGCCAGGGUUACGAGUGCAGCACUCCCUCAGAGACAAACUGUUCCUUUGACCCUGCGGAGGACACGUCCUCGGGCGGCAUCUCAGCCACUUGCACGCGGCAUCCAGUGAACCCCUCAGAAAUGGGGCUUUACCAGCUGCCACCGGCAGGACCGGGCCUGGCAGACAAGCAGGAGACAUUGCAGAGCUCCGGCGAGACGAUAACUAUGGACUUCACUCUCCCCGGAGACAUUAACGAGGGGUUGCCUUUAAUUUCCGGCCGUGUGGAUUUGGACAGGGACCCAGAGGCACUGGUGUCCCCUGCUCAAGUGUCCUUAUCGGUCACAGAUUUUGGCAUCAUCGGCAUUGGAGAUGUAAAUAGUUUUCUGGCUGCUCACCAGGCCUGCCCGGGGCCGGUGGCUCGGUCAGAGCCUUUGUCACAGUGAGAAUUUCCAGUCUUGACCUUGUCACAGACCGAGCUACGACUUUGACCCGACUGAGUGAAUUCCCUGGGCUUCCGUGUUCCACGGGGCCAGUUUGGAGCUGUUGGUCGGAAUCUGUCUUUCCAUCCUCCUUGAUGUUUUGGCGUCUGUCCUUCCAAGGCUACAGUGAAACCAAACACCUUUCUGCUUUAGUGCUGUCUGACACACCUGCGCAAAGCUGAUGGGAGGUUUUAGUCGGGGGAUGAGUCCGUGAGCCCAGCCCCCCCAGUGUCGCCACAGGCAGCACCAUGCAGUUCAGACAGCCUCUGGCCUGAGCACAGUGGAAGUGUCCAGUGACACCAACAGAGGGCGCUUUCUCUAGGGCAGGCUGGUUGCACAGUGGGAUGUUAUUGAGGAUGAGGACGUGUCGUGGGCACUUUGGGGGCUGGGACGGAGGAUGUAACCGGAGGUACGUGUGCUUAGUUAAAGUGACAUGAAGCACAGUCAGUCCAGGCUGGAGGGGCCGUCUGGAUGCAGAGAUGGGCGUGCUUGUGCCGAAGGAGGGGGUGGACAGGCGCGGCCAUUCCCCCUCGCAUUUUGUGUUGCAAUAGAAGUAAUUCUCUCACCUUUUCUUUUCUAACAGCUGUAGCGUGCCUGUUGAUUUGUUAAUCUGGGGGCAGGCAUGUGUGUUGAGACUGUGUUCAGACCUAGAGCGCCAUCAGCGUCCGUCUGUCUUCUCCACUGCCAGGUCCAGAUGAGAAACAGCCUGUCCCAUCCCCUCCCAGACCUCUGGCUACAGCCUCAGCUCUUGGAAAGUAACAUUUAGGGAGGGCAGCCUGUCUGCACAUUGCCCCGCUCUCCUUCCCUUCCCAACACUUAACCAUUGGUUGUGCUGCUCCGUGGAGAACCCGAAUCCAGGGAUGAGGCUGCCCUGGGAGCAGAGGGAGUUUCUAGUCAGGCUGGCAGUGGGCGACGUGAUCUGUAAGAUCCUUGCUUGCAUUGCAAAAGGGUUAAAUCCGAAGGAGCUGCCUGACUGGUUCCAAACUCAUCGAUCAGCUGGGGGAAAAGGGUAGGUAGUGAUCAGUGAGUUGGAUCUUGGGACUUGCAUUAGAAUUCUACAGAAAUUGAAACAGAAGCUAGUGGGCUGUCUCUGAGGACAUGGUAUAUGUACCCAGGAGGUCGGCGCACCAGCCCACCGAUCCUGUGCUAAGCACGUGGCCCUCACCGGUGCAUCAAACCUGGGCACAUCCCUUGUAUCCUGUGCAAGCACAAGGCGCGUAGCUGUGUGCCUGAAAGGAGAGCUUUCAGCCCUAGGAGCCCAUCCGAGCAUCUGACACUCACCCCUGGCAGGACAGCUUGCCUACCCUGAGCAUCUCCUUUGCCAGCCUGGGUGAGCACAUGGCACACAGCCCUGGCAUGCUCAUGCAUCAGCCCCCUGGGGCAUCAACCCUGGUAUUCAAAAAUGUAAUGUAAAGAAACUCUCUAUUUUGUAAGAGACAGGAAUGUGUUUACCCUUGCGAGGGACAUGCCUGAGGUGACCGAGAUGGUGUCCGAGGGCAGCAGGGACGUUAGCCGCUGCGGAGAGUGCCAAACGAGACAGGGCCGUCUGUGGAUUGCAGGAGCCCGAUACCUCUCAGCUGCUCUGGCGCUAUCCGGAUUCGGGGGUUGCUGCUGGCUGAAUUUCCCCCGCUCCUCCAGGAGCGCACGCACACCCAUGGUGCGUGUACACUUACGGCAGUGUGUAGAGUACACACACUGCACGCCCAGCGAGCGCUGCUAGACAUGGCAGUGUAGGCAGCGAGGCACCGCUGAGGGAAGUGGUGCAGCGUGCCAGACACGCCUCAGCCCCCAUAGUAUAUUCCCAACGCAGCUGUCUGCCCACCCAGACAGCGCCUCCCCUGUCUACGCCGCUACUCUUACCAGUGUAGCGUCCUGUUGCCAGAGCCGUUCCCCACCGCGGGGAAGGGCUCUGGCAGCUCCCACGUACUGGAGCCUUUCACGGCGGCAUGUGGCUACAUGUGCAGUGCCUGUACUCUGUGCUGUGGACAUGGUCACAGGCACACAUUUCCCUGCCGUUCGGGGACUCCAGUGACAAACACCCUUCAUCCAAUUGCUUUCCUUUUUUCUUCUUAAAUAGCUGCCUUCAGACACCACCCUGAAGCUAGUCCUGCUGCUGAUUUGAAAUGACAUGAUCAGCCAUUGUGGGCUGGGUCCUCCCCUGAACAAACAGUGUUCACCUGUGCACUGUGAGCGUGAAGAGGGUGGAAAGUGCUACUGUCACAAUGUAUUUUACACCCACUUAGCACUGGGAUGGUGGGGGGAGUGGCGAUGUAGAAGCAGGCCCUGUCUCACAUUGCCCAAACCCCGGAUUUGUUUCACCCGCUCUGUCAGGGACCCGGCCCCUGGCCGGCUCAGCUGAGGUGGUAAACUCCAAAGUACAGCCGCCUUGAUCACACAGUUUGUGAGACAGAGGCGCUAACUCGGGGGAGUUUCCCCACCCACUGCUCCCGCCUGCUGGAGACGGGACACAAAUGUGAGCUGCCUGCGCCUGGCCCGAGUCCCUCGGGCUGUGAUUCCCUUUUUGGGGGCCUUUCCUUUCUGAAAGAAGAAGGAGUGAUAGGGGGAAGGUGUGGGGAAGCUCUCAGGCUUUUCCAGGGAGGGGGGAGCUCCCAGCACCCCUCCCAACAGCCAGGUACAUUGGAGGAAAGUGAUAAACGUUUUUUCUUUCAUUUUGUUUCAUUUUUGAGUCCUAACGAGUGGUGGGGGGGGAAAUGUCUCUUAUUUAUAUUCUUCAAUGUUGUUUACAGAUUCGAGCGGGGGCUUAAAGCGAACGUGGCACGUUUUCCUCACGCCCUGGCCGGGGAGGGAUGGAAAGGGCCGGGGAGAGGGAGUCCGUCUUUUGGUUUAGUUUUUCUCACGAAGCACAUUUACUUUGAGCCACCCCCAAUGCCGGACUCUUCCCCUCCCCCCCCGGAGGCCCCGCACUGUGAAGUGAUACUGCCUUGAAAACCCCUCGCCGUUAUUUAUUUAAUUAAAAAAUCGGAUUUGAAAACCAA